AUGAAGACCAUCUCCUUCCUCCUCCCCCUCCUCGCAGCGACCUAUGUGUCUGCGCAUGGUUUCCUGAACCAGAUAACGAUUAAUGGCAAGACAUACCGAGGAAACAAGCCCAACCAGCGUAACGACCCCAGCGUUAUCCGUCGAGUCUCGUCGCCCAACCCUAAUUACGGCGCGAACAACGCGGCCUUGACCUGCGGCCCCAACUCCAUCGCUGGCUCGCUUGUGGCCGAUGCCAAUCCAGGCGACACCGUCACCUUCGACUGGCGAGGCGUCAAUCUCAGCCCCUGGCCGCACAGCACCGGACCCAUGUUGACCUACAUGGCGUCGUGCGGUUCCACCACCUGCGACAAGUUCAACCCCACCAACGCCCGGUGGUUCAAGAUCGGCCAGGCUGGCAAGAAGAGCAACGGACAGUGGUUCCAACAGGAUCUCAUGAGCGGACAGACUGCCUCGGCCACGAUCCCGAAGACACUCGCGCCCGGGAACUACCUCAUCCGGCACGAGAUCAUCGCGCUGCACCUUGCCUCCAGCGGCCAGGCGGAGUACUAUCCUGCCUGCGCCCAGCUCCGCGUCGGCGGCAACCAGACCAGCAGGCCCAAGGACAGCGAGCUCGUUAGCUUCCCAGGUGGCUACAAGGACAGUGACGCCGGUAUCCGCCUUAACCCCUACACCAACGCGAAGUACGUCUUCCCUGGACCCGCUGUUGCCAGCCUGGUCUCUGGUGGCGCUGCUACUCCCUCUACCGGCAAUGGAAAUGGGAAUGCCAACACGAGCAGCAGCGCUCCUGCUAGCUCUACGAGGGCUAGCAGCUCCACGAAAGUUAGCACCACGACGGCUAGCAGCACCGCGACGGUUCGCAGCACCACGAAGACCACGUCGGCCAAUGCCUCCCAGCCCACGAAGGCUUCAUCUGGAGGCUGCAGAGCCAGGCGCGCGAAGGUCAGGCGCGGCCCCGUCGACGCCGACACCCUCGCAGACGACGAGGAGAUCAUCGUCCGCCGCCCCCGGCACGUCAGCCGCAUCAUGCGCAGAGCCGCCUUCGAGCAGAGCCUCCACUAA
Cyclocybe aegerita is the source of this 1059-nucleotide messenger RNA. Lineage: Eukaryota; Fungi; Basidiomycota; Agaricomycetes; Agaricales; Hemipholiotaceae. The record is from the annotation of a GenBank genome assembly.